AUGUCGUGCCUGGGACUUUGGGUCAUUUGCUUUGUGGUGACCAAGUCCUUGCUGGUGACCUGCUGCCUGCCCAUCUUCCUGAUGGGGAUGAGGUACUACUUCAGCAGGAAAGUUAUCCUCCGCUACCUGGAGUGUGCCCUGAACACGGACAUGUCGGACAUCGAGCAAUAUUACAUGAAAUCCCCAGGUUCCUGCUUCUGGGUGGCAGUGCUGAACGGCAACGUGGUGGGCAUUGUGGCGGCCCGAGGCAACGAGGAGGACAACACGGUGGAAUUGCGCCGCAUGUCAGUGGACUCUAAGUACCGUGGUAAAGGGAUCGCCAAAGCUCUGGGCCGGAGAGUGCUGGAGUUCGCCGUGCUCAACAACUACUCCUCUGUGGUGCUGGGGACCACGGCAGUGAAGGUGGCAGCCCACAAGUUGUAUGAGUCCUUAGGCUUCAAGCAUGUUGGGCUGGUGGAACACUAUUCUCUGCCUGGAAUGACCCACUCGAUUCUAGAGCAAAUCUUCUUCCAGCUUCGCUACCACCGCUAUUGCCUGCACCUGCGUGAGGAAUGA
Pseudonaja textilis is the source of this 555-nucleotide messenger RNA. Lineage: Eukaryota; Metazoa; Chordata; Lepidosauria; Squamata; Elapidae. The record is from RefSeq and is a predicted model, not a curated record.